CCGGACGACCAGCAUGCGACGCUUCUGGCUGCUGGCGGCGGCGCUGCCGGCGAUCGCCAUGGCCGCCUGCGCCGACGGCCACCUCGGCUACAACUGCGGCAUGUGCGCCAACGACAAGGCCUGCAGCGCCAUCACCAAGGGCGACAAAUGCGUGCAGUCGCUUGAGUACGUGCCCGAGAUGAAGACAAAGACGUACGACUGCAUCUUGAGCGCGACGCUCCAAGCGGUCUUUACCGACGGCGCCAUGGCGCUCGCUUGCAGCGCCGGGUCCAAGAACACGUGCACGAUGGCGGUCUUUAAGAAUGCGACCGGCGUCGACGGGCAGCACGCGGUCGACUGCACAAUGGACAGUUGCAUCUUUGCCGGCACGUCCUUCUCGUGUAGCAACCUCGUGUGCAAGUGCACGGACCUCUGCAGCGACUUUUCCAAGAUCCUCUUUGAGCAAACGAUGCUCAACAAGCCGCUCAAGGUGACGACAAGCGGCAACACGCUCACGGUAUCGAUCACGGGCUCGCCGUUGCCGCUCGGCGGCACGUGCACGGCGUCGUCGUGCGAGACGGCGGCGGUCUACGCGGCCAUCAAUGGCGGCACGACAAGUAGCAGCGCCGAUGCUGACAAGCCGGCGGCGUCCGAGCCCUUCUCGACUGCGCUCCUCAUUGCGCUCAUCACGGUUCUUGGCGUCGCCGGCACCAUCAUCGUGCUCGCGUGCAUCUUUUAUGCGUCGUACCAAGUUCAAGUACGCCGGUCAUCGCUGCUCAAACCGUCGUCGCUCGAGGACCCGCUGUCGACCGCCCCUCUCAACACGAUCUCGGUGCCCGCUUGCGGCGAGAAGCUCGAGUUUGGUGACAUCACCUGCACGUCAGCACCGCGCAAGCGGUUCUGGCAGCGCCAGCCCGACGUCAGCGACUCCAACACCCACACGAUUCUCCACCAAGUGUCGGGCAGCGUCCAUCGCGGCCAAGUGCUCGGUCUUAUGGGCCCGUCUGGCUCGGGCAAGACGACGCUUCUCAAUGCGCUCGCCGGUGUCGCCAACGGUACGACCACCAUCACCGGCAACAUGUCACUGGACGGCCUCCCGCUGCCCUCCAAUUACCGCCGCCUCGCGGCGUACGUGCACCAAGAAGACACGCUGUUGCCGACGCUGACUGUGCGCGAAUCGAUGGAGUACUCUGCGUUUUUACGGCUCCCGAGCACCUACUCGCUGCAGUCCAAGCAGCUCAUGGUCACCAAGGUCCUCGAAGAACUCCGCCUCUCGCACGUGGCCGACGCUCGCAUCGGUAGCGCGCAGGGCCUCCGUGGCAUCUCGGGCGGUGAGCGGCGACGGCUCUCGAUCGGCAUGGAGCUUGUGACGUCGCCGUCGAUUUUGUUUUUGGACGAACCGACGUCCGGGCUCGAUAGCGCGACCGCCAACAGCCUCAUUUCCGUGCUCCAAGCGCUCGCCAAGAAUGGGCGCAUGGUCAUUAUGAGCAUCCACCAACCGAGCACCAAGUCGUUCUUCAAGCUCGACAAGGUGCUCCUGCUUGCCAAAGGCAAGGUUAUGUACAAUGGUCCGUCCAAGAUGGCGGCCGACUACUUUGCGCAGCACGACUUUGCGUGCCCGGCCGACGAGACGAUCGCGGACCACCUCCUCGAUGUGGUGACGCAGCCGGAGCACAUUGAGUCGCUCGACGUCCUUUGGCGUUCGCAGCACGACCCGUUGUCGGUCUCAUUUGUCAAUACGUCGUCGUUUGAGAUGCUCCAAGCCGGUAUGGACGACGUCGAGUCGUCGACCGAGCUCGGCCGUGGCAGCCGUCUUCUCGAACUCCAAGUGCUUUUCGUCCGGGCAGCGCGCACCUUGUGGCGCAACCGCGCGCUCUUUAUCUUCCACGUCGUCUUGAGCAUCGUGCUCGGGCUUGUGGCCGGCGGUAUCUUUUCCGGUCUCAAACUCAAUCUCGCGGGUUUUCAGAACCGCAUGGGGGCCUUUUACUUUUUGCUGACCUUUUUUGGGUUUGCGACGUUGAGUUCCAUGGACGUGUUUAUCCAAGAACGAGCGCUCUUUUUCAAAGAAGCGAGCGCUCAGUACUACGCGCCGUGGAGCUACUUUGUGUCCAAGACGCUCCUCGACUUGGUCUCGCUGCGCAUGCUGCCGGCCGUGCUGUUUGCUUCUGUCUUUUACUACAUUAUGGGGCUCAACCCGCCGGCCGACCGCUUCUUGUUGUUUACGUCGACAUUGGUGCUCUUCAACGUGGCCGCGGGCUCGCUCAGUCUCCUCGUGAGUACCGUCUCCAAGACGGUGGGUAUCGCGAAUCUUGUCGCGACGGUGGUGCUGCUGCUCAUGCUCCUCUUUGGUGGCUUUUUGCUCAACGUGCAGACGAUGCCGAGCGGCGUCGCACUGAUCCAGUGGCUCUCGCUCUUCAAGUAUGCAUUCGAGGUGAUGAUGACGAACGAGCUCAAGGGUCUCUUGCUGAGUUUUGACGCGCCCGGGUACCCGGCGAUUCCGAUUUACGGCGAAGUGUUUUUGCAGACGAUCGGACAAGAUGUCAACAACCAAACGCAAGACGUGUGCUGCCUCAUUGCGUUUAUCGUCGGCCUCAACCUUGUCUCGUACGUUGCGCUGCAUCUUCAAGUGCCCAAGCGCACGAUGCUGCACAUGGCGCCGAACGGUCGGUCCCCGAUCCCCGUCCUCGACGUCAAGACCCACUAGAACACUCGGACUCUAGUCAGACAAUAAACGCAUAAGGUCCCAUCGUAUGGAAUGUUGUUGUGCUACCUUGAGAAGCGCAAUACCAGCCACCGAUUUUUGGUGGGGCGAAUCGCACUUUGGUGUCGAUAGUAUCGAGGACAUUUAUAUACACUUUGUUCUU
This is a messenger RNA of Saprolegnia diclina VS20, 2843 nucleotides long. RefSeq lists its product as hypothetical. The transcript has 4 exons. Gene Ontology annotation, cellular component: membrane. The record is from RefSeq and is a predicted model, not a curated record. Lineage: Eukaryota; Oomycota; Saprolegniomycetes; Saprolegniales; Saprolegniaceae. Gene Ontology annotation, molecular function: ABC-type transporter activity; ATP binding; ATP hydrolysis activity. Bases 14 to 2683 code for a protein of 889 amino acids.